Messenger RNA from Volvox carteri f. nagariensis, 333 nucleotides. RefSeq lists its product as uncharacterized. The record is from RefSeq and is a predicted model, not a curated record. The transcript is spliced from 2 exons. The annotation marks the transcript as partial. Lineage: Eukaryota; Viridiplantae; Chlorophyta; Chlorophyceae; Chlamydomonadales; Volvocaceae.
GGAUUUUAUCUCAAGCUUGGCCAGAUCUUGGCCAGCAAGACCGACAUGCUCCCCCAGCCGUACACAGAGUCACUCAGCCGUCUGCUGGAUCGGUUGCCACCGGCGCCAUUCCGCGUCGUACGCCGUACCAUUCAAGCCGAGCUGGACGCCCCUCUGGAGGCGCUGUUUCGCGAGCUGGAUCCUUUUCCUCUGGCUUCUGCCACUAUUGCCCAGGUGCAUCGAGGUCAGCUCCCCGAUGGGCGGCAUGUGGUGGUGAAGGUGCAGCACCGCUCAGCUCGCCGCAUGAUGCGGUCCGACCUGGCUAAUCUGGUCGCGCUCUCGGGCCUUAUGGAG